AUGGCAACAAAUAAAAUUACUGAACCAAAAUUACCUGUUGAAAACAUAAAAGAAAUUGCUGAAACAUUAACUGAAUUUGAAUUGAAUAAUGGUGUAAUAAGUGCAGAUAAUCAAAAUGAAGAAGGAGCAGCCGUUGAUAAAUUUAAACAACGUCUUGACCGUUUUGGAAAAAUAGCACCUGAAGCAAAAAAAAUUUCUCGCGCAUUACGUUUUGGUACAUCACAUGAAGCAAUUGAUGGUACAGCUAAAAAACGACGUUUAGAAAGAUUUGGAGCUGUUCCUCAUUCAGCAGAAGAUGAACAACAAAAAAAACGUCUACGAGCUGAUCGUUUUCAUUUAAUUAAUUCCACAUCAACAGUCGAUGAAGAAACAAAGAAAAAACGUAUGGAUCGUUUUGGUGUUGUUACACCAUCUACAACUAAUAAUAAUAGUACUGCUGGAAAAUCUGCAUCAACUACUCCAGUUUUAUCUGAUACUAUUAAAAAAAGAGCUCAACGUUUUGGUAAUAUAUCUCAAGCAGCUAAAGCAACUACAAUAAAUGAACAAAAACUUAAACGCACUGAACGAUUUAAACCGAUCACAAAUGCUUAA
Molecule: messenger RNA, 591 nt
Organism: Rotaria sordida
Lineage: Eukaryota; Metazoa; Rotifera; Eurotatoria; Philodinida; Philodinidae
Source: the annotation of a GenBank genome assembly